AUGACAAGAAACUCACGUCCGCCUCCUUUGCAGGCUCUCGGUUUACAGAUUUCUUCGAAAUUAAAAUCAGGCGAAGAGGAUGGAUUCAUGAGUUCUAGUCUAACGCUUGAUAGUGAUACCAUCUUAAGUGGCAGCGAAAGCAACGGUCAAGAAUUUUACUCUACAUGGCGAAAACCGUCCCAAUUAAGCAGCCGCAGUGUAUUACAUGAAUACUCCCCUACAAUUGUAGGAUCUAAUGAUGGCACUUUUUCACCUAUAGUCGUACAAAAAUCUACGAAAUUUUUUAAUUGGGAUAAUAUUAUUUCAAGAAUUUUCAUGCAACAGCCAUUUAGUGUAACACAUCAAUUCUUUGAAGAAUUUCAAUAUUCGAUUAUCACUUCUCAUUUUUUGAAUGAUAUGAACCAUUAUAGGUUAUCAUUACAUCUCAAUCAAUCAAUUAUGAAUUUUCACAAAAGCUCGGCUUUGCUGAAGAAGGUACCUCCUAAAUCCUUACCCUUUAUGGCGACAAAAUAUGGUAAAUUGGCAGUAGUAGAGAACAAAAAAUUAUACCUUAAACAAAAUUUCAAUUACCUUUCCAUGAUUAUAAUUUCUUAUCGAGUACUCAGACUAUUGAAAAAAUACUGUACAAAAAAAAAUAGUCCAAGUCUGAAGAGAGUUGUAGGUUCAAUACUCGUAGCAGUGUAUUUAUCAAUCCAGCAAGAAUACUUUCGAAGACAUUUGGUUUGUUAUAAAACUUUAUUAAAGAUACGGAAGGUGCUCGAAUCCUUACAACAAGUAGACGUAAUGAUCCAUAAAUAUCAUCUACGAUUUAAAGAAAUAAAAAAUCAGAGGUUUAUAUCAAGAGUGUCUCUUAUUUCAAACGCUGACGAGCACUCAUCUGUGAUAGAAGAGCUUUUAAUAUUCUCAAGUGACGCACUGUUUUACAAACUCAAAACGGUCAUUCCUGAUAUCGUCAUCUUUAGCGAUACAAGUGAGCUUUCGAAGUACUGUGAAUUAUACGGCAUUGAUGUAUCAAUUCUUUACUAUAACAGUACUGCUACAGUCAAAGACCUUGAUGGUAAGAUUUACCGUCUAAAACUGCUAAAGAAAUUCAUGCUCUGCUGUUUAUUGUCUUUAAAUAUGACAGGCAAGGCGAAUUUUUCAAAUUCAAGUAUGCAAAAUGCCCUAAACAAAAUAUUUCCUGAUUAUACCGUAAAGGUGCAGUUGAAAAAAACAUAUAAUCCAAUAGGUACAUUCCAAAAUAUAGUCAGUCUUUUAAGAGAGCUACAUUCGCUACUUUCAGUUGUCCUAGUGUCUUUGAAUGACCAUAAGCAAAUAUUGUAUGCUUUUCCAGAAGAAGCGUUAACUACUAUCGGUAAUGAAGGGAUUAAUGUAUGCUCAUUUUCAAAGAGUGAUGAAUUGUUUCAAGCGUUGAAUUACCUAAAAGCAAUCGAGAACAAUUUAUUAUCCAUUGACGUUCGAAAUGGAAUAACAGAGAAUGAUAGGAACAUCAUUGAGGAUAAGUUGGAGGAGCUGACUACUUUCUGGAAAACCUCGAAAGCUUGUAACAAUAUUGCCAAGAUAAAAAAGGUACCGACAACCAAUACAAUCAACCGUGGUUUUCAUCUAGAUAUCCUCAAAGGCAGGAAAUCUCCCUGUUCUUCGCCAGUAAAAGGUCUUAGUUUAGAAAGGAAAGUUGACUUCAUAGAUGUUGAUGAAUCGGAGAACGAAUCUCUUGAAAACCACACCGAAUUAGAGGACUGUGAAGAUUACGACGGCCAAGAGGAAUAUGCUAGUGGCAUGCACGAAAACCACCGUGUAGGCUUCAACGGAAGUAAUAAUUUUGAGAGACCAGAUUUCAAGCAAUUAUCCGACAACGAAUUGCGACGCAAAUUAGAUGAAAGAAUCUUAAAAUUAGCUCAAGAGAACCGUGAAGGUAGGGAAAGAUUACGAACUGCAAAGUCAUUUGAAUUGCUAAGGAGAACCCAAGCUCCCAUUCCUGUACAGUUUGGUUUCCAGAAACCAUUAAAAGGAUAUGCCUUUCCUGAGAGCAGGCCUCUCAGUAAAUGCAAAGUAUCUUCGGAAGAAACUAUUCCCAUUAUGUACGAAUUAGAAGGAUUGCUAGGAAAUGAUUCAUGA
Molecule: messenger RNA, 2118 nt
Organism: Saccharomyces paradoxus
Lineage: Eukaryota; Fungi; Ascomycota; Saccharomycetes; Saccharomycetales; Saccharomycetaceae
Gene: INP2
Product: Inp2p
Exons: 1
Coding region: 1-2118 (705 amino acids)
Biological process (GO): peroxisome inheritance
Cellular component (GO): peroxisomal membrane
Molecular function (GO): myosin binding
Source: RefSeq, a predicted model, not a curated record